CAAAAAGGGACCCUCACCGCGGAGCCGGAGUUUUGGUUAAAGUGCUGUCUGAAAGUGCGGCGUGAAAGGAUCGGCCGCUAGACCACCGUCCGACUCCCUCGCCUCGAGAAGAGCCGCUGCCGUUAGAGUUAAAGAAAUCGCAAGGCUUGAGGAGGUUUGGACGCAUCCAGGAUCCCUCCCACCGAGACGAGGGACCAUGAAGAAACUGCUACUGGGAUGCUGCUGGCUGCUUCCUUGGGCUCUCUGCGCCGCAGGUCGAAGGGAAAAGGCAGGGACAGGUAAAGGAGAUAGCCAGCCUGAAUCCAUGCCGUUGGGGACCCUGCCACGCUUCCAAGUUGAACCAGAGGAUUCAUACAUCGUGAAGAGCAACCCCAUUAAGCUGCGCUGCAAAGCGAUGCCUGCCAUGCAGAUCUUCUUCAAGUGCAAUGGAGACUGGGUCCAUCAGAAAGAACACGUGCUUGAGGAACACGUGGAUGAGUACACAGGCCUGAGUGUUCGAGAGGUCCUUAUCAAUGUUUCUCGGCAGCAAGUGGAAGAUUUUCAUGGUCCAGAAGAUUACUGGUGUCUUUGCGUAGCUUGGAGUCAACAGGGAACAACGAAAAGCAGAAAAGCUACAGUCCGAAUUGCAUAUUUGAGGAAAAAUUUUGAACAAGAUCCCCAGGCAAAAGAGGUUCCCCUGGAAGGAAAGAUCAUUUUGCACUGUCGUCCCCCCGAGGGAGUCCCUUCUGCCAAGGUGGAAUGGCUGAAGAAUGAAGAACCGAUUGAUCCAAAGCGUGAGCCGAACAUUUAUAGCACAGCAGAGCAUGAUCUCGUCAUUGAGCAAGCGCAUCUCUCUGACUCAGGCAAUUAUACCUGUGUCGCUACAAAUGUGGUUGCCAAGCGACGCAGCACAGCUGCCAUGCUGACUGUGUUUGUGAACGGUGCCUGGUCAAUGUGGACAGAGUGGUCACCUUGCAGCGUCCGGUGUGGCAGAGGACGGCAGAAGCGAACACGGACCUGCACCAACCCGGCCCCGCUCAAUGGAGGAGCCUUUUGCGAAGGGACUUCAGUUCAGAAGAUCGUCUGCUCCUCCCUUUGCCCAGUGGAUGGUGCCUGGGAACCCUGGACCGUGUGGUCCCCCUGCUCCUCUGAGUGUGAACACCAAAGAGUCCGUGCGUGCGUUGCUCCUGAACCGAGGUAUGGUGGAAAAUUCUGCGAGGGGCUGAGCCAGGAGUCAGAGAAUUGCACCGAGGGACUCUGCAUUCAAAGCCAGACACCUCUACAGGAAGUACAGCCUCAAAGUAUUGAAACCAACAGCGAUGUGGCUUUAUACUCUGGCCUUGGCGCAGCAGUGAUAGCUGUCGCAAUGCUUGUGGUGGGCAUCACAUUAUACCGAAGAAGUCAAAGUGAAUAUGGUGUCGAUGUUAUUGACUCUUCAGCUCUAGCCGGUGGCUUUCAAUCUUUCAACUUCAAGACUGCCAGACAGGGCAAUUCUCUGCUUCUGAACCCAUCAAUGCAGCCUGACCUGACGGUGAGCAGGACAUACAGUGGACCAAUCUGCUUCCAGGACCCUGUGAACAAAGAACUCAUGACCCAGUCACCGCUCUUUGACUCUCUGCCAGGGAUCAAAGUUAAAGUACAAAGUUCUUUAAUGGUUUCACUUGGAGUUGUAGAUGGAGUAGAAUAUCAUGGGAGGUUAUCAUCCCGGACUUACCCUCGUAAUAGCAGAAGUGUUGACAAAAUACAUGCAAGAAGCAAUGCACCAAGUUCUCAGCAUCUCCCUGCUGCAAUUACACAGGCUGAAAACAGAACUUCCGGCAUAUUUGGGUGUCUGGGUGGAUGCCUGGAGGGACCAACGAAAGGAGUCCGUUUAUUGGUUCCACUGGGGGCAAUUCCAGAGGGAAAUUCUUGGGAAAUGUACAUUGCAGUCAAUCAAGGCGUAAACAGCCUGCAGCCUGAAGGAGCCGAGGUAAUCUUGAGUCCCGAGGUGACCUGUGGGCCACCAGGUCUGGCCUUGUCCAGCCCGAUUGCUCUGACUAUUCCUCACUGCGCAAUGGUAUGUUCAGAGCACUGGAGCAUAAAGCUGAAGAGACAGACACUGACAGGAAAGUGGGAGUUCUAUCUCUGCUGAAGGCCCAGUCCAAUCCCACGGGGAGGCA
Molecule: messenger RNA, 2138 nt
Organism: Rhincodon typus (whale shark)
Lineage: Eukaryota; Metazoa; Chordata; Chondrichthyes; Orectolobiformes; Rhincodontidae
Product: netrin receptor UNC5D-like
Exons: 13
Coding region: 197-2110 (637 amino acids)
Biological process (GO): netrin-activated signaling pathway
Cellular component (GO): membrane
Molecular function (GO): netrin receptor activity
Source: RefSeq, a predicted model, not a curated record